Pyricularia oryzae 70-15 is the source of this 738-nucleotide messenger RNA. RefSeq lists its product as uncharacterized. The record is from RefSeq and is a predicted model, not a curated record. The transcript has a single exon. Gene Ontology annotation, molecular function: hydrolase activity. NCBI's taxonomy places the organism in Eukaryota, Fungi, Ascomycota, Sordariomycetes, Magnaporthales, Pyriculariaceae. The coding region runs from base 1 to 738 and encodes 245 amino acids.
AUGAUCGUGCAGGCCAGCAUCGAAGACGGGCCCGCCAACCUGAUCGACAACCUGCGCGACGCCCGCGCCCAGCACCCCGACAAGCUGUUCCGCGGCACCGUCUUUGCCGAUCCGGAGCCCGGCCGCGGGCUCGACGCCCUCUCGGCCGGGGACUUUGCCAUGCUGCACGACCUGGGCGUCCGCUCCAUCCGCAUCCACGGCUCCUACGGCGGGAACGGCGCCAACGCCUCGUGGGUGCAGGAGCAGUUCCGGCGCGCGGCGGCGCUGGACGGCGUCGCGACGCACGGCUGGAGCGUCUCGGCGCAGCUGCCGCUGGCCAUGUGGGCGGCGAUCGGCGAGUUUCUGCAGCACGACGCGGCGCUGGCCGGCGUGGCGGUCGUGGCGGACCACAACGGCAGCGCGACGCCCGAGGACGUGGGCUCGGCGGAGUUUGCGGCGUUUUUGAGGCUGCUCGAGGCGCAAACGGUCCACGUCAAGGUCGGCGCGCUGCACAGACGGUCGCCGGAAGACAUCGCUCGCAUGAAGGCCGUGGUGGAGGGGUUCGCGGCCAGCGGGCCGGGGAUGAUGGUUUGGGGGAGCGACUGGCCGCACGUCGACACGACCCAGGGGCCCGAGGUGGUCUCGCCGCCGUUGGUGGUUGAUACCCCGGCGGAGCUGAGGGCGAUUAGGUCGUGGGUGUCGGAUGAGCAGUGGCAGAGGCUGCUUGUUGAGAAUCCUGCCAGGCUGUUUGAUGUAUAG